Messenger RNA from Lathyrus sativus (Indian pea), 1584 nucleotides. The record is from the annotation of a GenBank genome assembly. NCBI's taxonomy places the organism in Eukaryota, Viridiplantae, Streptophyta, Magnoliopsida, Fabales, Fabaceae.
AUGUCUAGUGCUCAACAAUAUAUUGUUAAUGCCCAUUUUAAUGGAAGUGUUGUUGUAUCAGAUGAAGUGGGUUUGAUAUUUGAAAACACUGACGUAAUUCGUUUCGCUGUUAAUAGAAGCUCAUCAUUCCAACAUUUUAAAGAAAGAGUACAGAUGAAGUUGCAAGCUGGAUCAGUGUCACAGAUGACGUACAAAAAUGUCGUCCGUUUCGGCGACAAUCGCUUUAAAUUUGUUCCACUGAAGAUUCGUGACGACGAGGAUGUUGAAACGAUGUUCUCGAAUCAUGAAUGUUGUGGGUUUCAGCACAUUGAUUUAUAUAUAACAUUUGCACAAGUUCAAGAAACGCAGACUUCUCAGGUGAUCAAUCCAUCCAUAAUUCCACACGAAGAUGUUGAAGACGGAGACGGCGAAGAAGAAAACGAGACACAAGUUGAUGAUUUAUAUACUACCUUGUUUGAGGAAGGGAUCAAAGUCAACAUAGAUGAUCAAUGUGUUCCAGUUGAAAAUGUAUUCAUCCCACCAGCGCAUAUGACAACCCUGCCACUAAGCGUAGAAGGAACAUCAUUUGAUUGGCCACGAAAUCCUCGUUUUCCCGCGGAAGGUGACAUAGAAGUCGGUUACCAAUUUAAAAAUAAAGCUGACUGUGUCGCUGCCAUUAAGCAAUACCACAUGAAACACUGUGUGGAUUACAAAGUGAUAGAUUCCGACAAAGUGAGAGAAAUCAAGGACAGGAACCUACGGAAAAAAAUAAUUAACAUGGGAUACGCUUUAAACCAGCCAACAUUUCAUUACUAUCGGUCAGAGAUUAGCAUGGUAAAUGCAGAUGCUUUGAGGUGGAUUGACAAUAUUCCAGCCGAAAAAUGGACAAGGGCAUUUGACGGCGGUCGACGUUGGGGUCACAUGACUACCAACCUUGUCGAGUCAAUGAAUGCCGUCUUUAAGGGCACACGUAAUUUGCCCAUUACGGCAUUGGUAAGGGCAACGUAUUAUAGACUAGGAUCUUUAUUUGCUGAAAGGGGUGGAAAGUGGAGUGCUGUGUUGAAUUCUGGCCAAGCAUUUACAGACAACUGCCUCAAGGUUAUGAAAGAAGAAACAACAAAAUCCAGCACGCAUCAAGUCAGAAUUUUUUACUACAGGAACAAUGUUUUCAGUGUGCAAGAGACAAUGGACUAUGGUGAGGGGAAACCUAUGGGACAUUAUAAGGUCGACCUCUUGAACGGAUGGUGUGACUGCGGAAAGUUUCAAGCAUUUCGUGUCCCUUGCUCACAUGUUAUCGCUGCAUGUUCGAGUGUGCGCCACGACGCUUACGCUCUUUUGUCCGACGUUUAUAGGGUUACAAACCUAUUUGGGGUUUACAGCGCAAGCUUUCCAGUGAUGCCAUGCGAUGAAUAUUGGCCUGUUUAUGAAGGAGAUCAAAUUUGCCAUAACCCAAGAAUGGGGAGGAACAAGAAAGGUCGCCCUGUAACCACACGUAUUACAACAGAAAUGGAUAACUUUGAUAAGCUUGAGAGGAAAUGUUCCAUGUGUCGUCAAACGGGACACAAUCGCACCCGGUGUCCCAAUGUGGGAACAAGUAGUCGUUAG